CCAAUACUGCCGAAAGGAAGUUUGGCUGUGGCCGUUGUGAAUGGGAAUAACAAAGGCGUGCCGCGAAAAGCUGUGAUUCAGUUGAAAGAACUUGGAUUAACCAACCCAUCAGGUUGAUAAUUGGUGACUAUGGUUUGAGUUGGAACCAGCAGAAGGUACAGAUGGGGAUGUGGGCGAUAAUGGCAUCGCCUCUCUUCAUGUCUGUGGAUCUGGACAAGAUUGACGCCCAGUCGCGAAGUCUUCUUCUCAAUCGACGGGUUCUCGCAAUUAACCAAGACAAACUGGGAAUCCAGGGCACGAAGCUAAUGAGCAAGUUACUGCAGAACUAAUAUUAUUAUAUAUCCUCACGAUGGAUGAACAAAUAGAAGUGGAUAUUUCCGACGAAGCAAAGAAAAUAUACUUUAUCAAACGAGGCGAAAUAUUAAACAAUGUUUCUGCAAUCGAGGCAAAGAUUGAACAUGAGCUGAAAGAGUUAACCGAGGAAUUAACUCGUAAACUAGGAAUAGGACCAAAUGAGCAAUUAAUUAGCGAGCUGGCCAAAUCUUUCAAAAAUGGUCCCCUCAUUUCAAAAAUCAACAACAAAUCUUUUCUGAAGAGACUGCAAGAGACAAAAGAAAGCAUUUCUGAAGAGACUGAAAACCGUGGAGAUACUACUGACUACAAAUCAACAGAUCGGUCGAAACAAAAGCAAAACAAGUCUUCAGCGUCAUUUCGUGAUAACAUUGGACACCAAACACAGUCAACAUCGACAGAAACAAUUUGUGAAGACAUUCCACAAAACACAGAUUUUGCCGAAGAACCAUCAAAAAAGGAAAUACAGAAUGCAAAAUCAAAUGGACUACAUUUAGGUAUUUUAAACUUCGGAUCCUGUGAUAGAAAUGUAUCGCAAACAAGUGGAUUGUCAGUUUCAUUUCUCAAUUUAGACAAUAGUCGGGGACAUUCUGGAAUAACGCAAAAGAAGAGUGGAUUCUCUGUUACUUGUGGAAAUGUGAAAUAUACAGGAGAAGAUAACAGUACAAAGUCCUGCGUUUCUGAAGUAGAAGGAUUUGACUUGACAGCUGGAAACAUUUCCAUAACUAAUACUGACAACAGCAAGGAGACAUCGUUAACUGUCACCAAAGGAGCAUCUAUUACUUGUGGUACUGCGUCGGUCACUUUAAACAAUAACAGUGAGAAAGAAGCAACAGUCAAGACAACUGGACUGUCGGCUGAUUUAAUAAAAAUCAGAGGUACAGGAAACGACUCUUCUAGAACUCAGUGUGUCUUGGAAACACAAGGAGCAUCAGUAUCUUGCGGCAUGUUUAAAAGUUCUGCUGUAACCAGUGAGACAAACAAUAUAGUUUCCAAAACAACUGGUUUCAGUGCUGAUGUUGCAAGUGUCAGAGCAACAUUGGUUGAUAACAGUCAAAAUGAUUCAGUAUCAAUUCGGAGUGGUUUCAGUGCUGAUGUUGCAAAUGUCAGAGCAUCAUUUGUUGAUAACAGUAAAAAUGAUGCAAGGUCAAUUCGAAGUGGUUUCAGUGCUGAUGUUGUCAAUGUCAGAGCAACAUUGGUUGAUAACAGUAAAAAUGAUGCAAGGUCAAUUCGAAAAGGUUUCAGUGCUGAUGUUGCCAAUGUCAGAGAAACAUUGGUUGAUAACAGUAAAAAUGAUGCAAGGUCAAUUCGGAGUGGUUUCAGUGCUGAUGUUGCCAAUGUCAGAGCAACAUUGGUUGAUAACAGUAAAAAUGAUGCACGGUCAAUUCGGAGUGGUUUCAGUGCUGAUGUUGCAAAUGUCAGAGCAACAUUGGUUGAUAACAGUAAAAAUGAUGCAAGAUCAAUUCGGAGUGGUUUCAGUGCUGAUGUUGCAAAUGUCAGAACAACAUUGGUUGAUAACAGUAAAAAUGAUGCAAGGUCAUUUCGGAGUGGUUUCAGUGCUGAUGUUGCAAAUGUCAGAGCAACAUUGGUUGAUAACAGUAAAAAUGAUGCAAGGUCAAUUCGGAGUAGUUUCAGUGCUGAUGUUGCAAAUGUCAGAGCAACAUUGGUUGAUAACAGUAAAAAUGAUGCAAGGUCAAUUCGGAGUGGUUUCAGUGCUGAUGUUGCAAAUAUCAAAACAACAUUUGUUGAUGAUAGUAAAAAUGAAUCAACAUCAGUUCGAACUGGCUUCAGUGUUGAUGCUGCAAACGAUAAAUCAAUAUGGUUUGACUACAGUAAAAAUGAAUCAACAUCAGUUCGAACUGGCUUUAGUGCAGACGUUGCAAAUACUAAAGCAUCUUUUGCUGACAAAAGUGAAAAUAAAUCAACAUCAAUUCGAACUGGCUUCAGUGCUAAUGUUGCAAAUAAAAAAUCAAUAUUGUUUGACAAUAGUAAAAAUGAAUCAACGUCAAUUCAAAAUGGCUGCAGUGUUGAUGUUGCAAAUGUCAAAGCAACAUGUGUUGAUAAUAGUAAAAAUGAAUCAACAUCAAUUGGAAAUGGCUGCAGUGUUGAUAUUGGAAAUGUCAAAGCCACUUUGAUUGACGGCAGUAAAAACGAAUCCACAUCGAUUAGAACUGGUUUCAGUGCUAAUGUCGCUAAUAUCAAAGCAACAUGUGUUGAAGAUAGCAAAUGUGAAUCAACAUCAAUUCAAACUGGUUACAGUGCUGAUGUUGCAAAUGUCAAGGCCACUUUGAUUAACAAAAGUGAAAACGAAUCGGCAUCAUUUCGAACCGGAAUCACUGUAAACGCCUUAAAUAUGGAAGCUGCAGCUAAUGACAGACGGAAAAGGAAGACCGCAUCAAGUGGAAGUGGGUUUAACGCCGAUAUUGGAAACGUUCACCUUCUGUGUAACAACACGAGUGAUCAUACCACUGCUUCUGUGAGAAGCGGCCUGAACGCAAACGUGGCUAACCUGCGUGUUAUGGUGAGUGACAACAGCGAAAAGCAGUCAGCAACUUCUCAGUCUGGUCUAAAUGGUAGGAUCGGAAACGUGAGUGUCGUGUACAACAACGUCGCGAAGAAUGAGAAAAGUUCCACACAAUCUGAAAGCAGACAACCGAAUGAAGUCGUAAUGACUUCGAGUGAAUGCAGCUCACAGGGGAAUGAAUCACACUCCUUUUCAAAAGGUACAACCACAUCUGAGAUUCAUCAACGGUCUCAAAGCAUACAUGUUCAGAAAUCUGUGGAGGAACUGAAAAAAAUCGUUGAGGUUGUAAAAGCGAGAGAAAAUGGACUAACAGCACAAAUACAAGUGGGCAGUUCGAAUGAUUCUUUCCCUGCCAUUAGUGAUGCCAGACAACUGAGGGAAAACCUUCUAGGUCGACAUAAAAAGCAUCUCUCCGCGUCUUCAGAAGGUAAUGGAAGGUCGCUGAGCGUCGGGUCGCAGCAAGACACAGAAGCUGAACAUAGAGUAGUGGAACAAGAAGAGUCUAACAAGCCAUUUGGAGCGCAGAAGAACAUCCACACGAUAUUUACACAGGGCGGCCAUAGCACCAAAUCAGUAAAAUAUUUGAAAAGCAAUGUAGCCUGUUUUGGGGAAUGAUUAGUGAUGAAACACUCGUUUGUGGAUUGAUAUUGCUAUAUGUGGAGUCUUUGAACAUUUACGUAACAUUAUAGGGGGAAACGGGCUAUCAAGUGAUGCCUCACAAAACGUUAUGGGGGAGGGAUGUUAGGUAAUGUUUUAUAAUAAUGUCUCAUUUCUGUUCACUCAGUAAAAUGCAACCAAUGAUGUCUAUAUUUUUUGUAACACAUUAUUUUAAAAAUUUUAAAUCUAGUAUUACAAAUGGACAAUGUUUGUCAAAUUACAUUACAAUGACAAGAAAAGUGAUUUGAAGGUGUGUGGUCUAAGCAGUACAAAACGUUACAUGAAGCAGAGGGUAUUAAAAUGCCAGAUUUUGAGUUACGAGACUGUUGAACAGCCCCUGUAGAUCAACGUUUUAAUACACUGUAUAAGUGUAAAUAGACUAAAACAGAACGACAGCUAAGCACAUAGACAGACGGACGGACAAAAACCAUUUGAAUAACAAUUGCAUGAUUCAUCAAUGAACAAUAGGACGAUGAUAAAUAAUACAUAUUUAGUUCCGUUAAAUAUUGUCUAUAUACUUCAACAGUCAGUUGAUUUGUAUUGUGGGUUGGUUGAGCUGUAGAAAAUUAUACAUUAAUUUUUGUGUUGAUCUUAAUAUACAUAUUUAGUCCGGUUAAAAAUUGUCUAUAUACUUCAAUACUCGGCGUGAUUUGUAUUACAUGUAUAGGUUGGUUGAACUGUAGCAAAAUAUACUUCAUUUUUGUGUGACAACAGUAAAAAUGAGCCAACAUCAAAGAGAAGUGCUGACUUUGCUGCAAAUAUGAAAUUUAUUGUUAAAAAUAGCAGUACAAACAACAGUGAAGAGGAAUGAACAUCAGUUGGAACUGGCGUGAGUAUCACGUGUAACACAGCUGUUGGAAACGAGGAAGAUUGGAAAAAGAGUCAACAGGAAAAUAAACCUAGUUCUGAGACUCUUCAACUCGCUAAAAGUACGAUUGGUCGUGAAAGUAUGGACAGAAUUAACGAAAUUGUGAAAGCCGUAAAUACGAGAGCAAACGGACUGAGAGACGAAAUACACGAAGACAUUUCAUCUAAAAUGGACCAUAAGAAAUUUCUUUCUACUUCUUCAGAACAUACAAGACAAUUACAGAGAGAGUUGUCGCUACAAAAUGAAGAAAAUGAAAACACAUCUGUGGAACAUGAAAAUCCCAAGAAACCAUUUGGGUCACACAAAAACAUCCACACUUUAGAAACACUGUAGAGCCAAAGUAAGAAACCAGUGAAAAUGAAGGGCAACAUUGCCUAUUUUGGUGAAUGAUUAGUGAUAGCACCCACGUUAGUAAGAACACUGUGCUGUCAGAUCAGGCCAGGUCAAGUCAAGUCAUAGGGUUUAACGUGCACAUUCAGAACAAGCUGUUGUAGCGCACGCCUGUCAUGGGCAUAGGUGUCGGCCUGGGUCAAAUCAUGUUAUAUGUACUCCAUGGUGAUGACCUUGAUUCCAUAGCUACACCUAUCAAUGAAAUGAACACAAAUGAAACAGACUGUCGUGUGACACCUGUUAAUUAGUUGUAGUUGGUAAAGACGUUUUUAUUUCUUGUAACCUGUCUUAUUUGAGGGUAUGUAGAAAUAGAAUUAAGCUAUAUAAUGCAAUUUUACGUUAUAUUCCUUUGUCUCAUUAUCAUCUUGUGUGUAUAGGAUAACGCAUGCCUCCGAGGUUAUGGUUGGGAUAGUAAAACCCGAGGGAAGAAAGGUUUGUGAAAGUAAGACCUGAGGGCGAAGCCCGAAGUCUUACUUUCACAAACCUUUCUUCCCGAGGGUUUUACUAUCCCAACCAUAACCAAGGAGAAGUGCGUUAUCCAACAUACAAAUCGUUAAUAAGUGUUGUUUAUUCUGCGUUUUAUGAUAAAGCAAUUUUUAUUUGGAAAAAAAAACCCCAACAAUCUUUCCCUCGUCGAAAAAAAUAGAACAGUCGACAGUUUCAUUGAAUUCACCUAUGCACGUGCACGAGUUGGGUCAGCCCACAUGUGUCGAGAGAAGUCACGUGACUAUCACUGGAAUUUCUCGUGCGGUACACCGCGUGGUCAUAUUCGCAAAUGCAGUGGACUGUCAUGGACCCAAGCGAAGUUUUACUUCUGUGGUAAAACCUGCGUUGGAGGUUUUACUUCUGUGGUAAAACCUUCAAUGAAGUUUUACCUAGAAUAUAAUCAUCAUCCAAUAGCAUAGGGGUAAUUCGGGAUAGGUUUGUAUAAGCGUACGGUACUCGGGUCCGGGUCGAGUUUGACCCUCGAGUACUCGAGUCCAAUAUAUUGGACUCGUGAAGGCCCUAGUUAAUUUUGGUUAUGUUUGUUGUUUAUGUUGUUUUUGUUGGGUUAUUUUUGGGUGGGUUGUUUGUUGUUUAAUGGUUUUAUGAAUGUUUUUGAUGGGGGUGGAUAUUACUAUUUAUUAUUAUUAUUAUUUUUGUGGCGGAAAGGAAACAUUUAAAUCAAUAUGUAUACAGUAUAUAUGUAUACAGUAUAUGUAUAUGCAGUCGGAUUGUAAUAAAUAGGGUCUGUAUAUUAUCAUAGGUGGUGGCAUAAAAAAUAGUUGUAGUUUUGGUAAUGACAUAUCUAUUAUUUUAACUAUGAUUUUAAAAAUGAUGUUUUAACCGUAAUUUUUUUUAAUUUGUAUUUAGAAAAAGGAAGUGAAAAAAUCCUAUUAUAGUUUUUGUGUGUGUUUUAUUUUUUUUUAUUUUUUUUUUUCCUUUUUAAGGCGUCGGAAGCGGGGAGCGGGCCGGGUAGCACCAGCAUUUCUCCCAACACCACUAAGUAA
Molecule: messenger RNA, 6280 nt
Organism: Gigantopelta aegis
Lineage: Eukaryota; Metazoa; Mollusca; Gastropoda; Neomphalida; Peltospiridae
Exons: 3
Coding region: 350-3490 (1046 amino acids)
Source: RefSeq, a predicted model, not a curated record